This is a messenger RNA of Candidula unifasciata, 2691 nucleotides long. Lineage: Eukaryota; Metazoa; Mollusca; Gastropoda; Stylommatophora; Geomitridae. The record is from the annotation of a GenBank genome assembly.
AUGGAGUUAGAUGUUGGCGACAAAACGUCAGGAAGGAUUUGGCACAGGAAACCAAAUAUAGCCAAAGAAGAUGGUCUCCUCUUUAAGGUAAAGGAGUCUGCACCUUGCUCAUCUUAUACUUCAUCUAGAAAUAUCCGAUUUGUUAAUGUUUCCUUCGACAACAGUUGUGAUAGAUUUAUCGCCACAGAUCAUCGAGGAUACAUAUUUCUUUUUGAUCUUUCCAUAAAUAGGUUCACUCUUGUGUUGAAAGCAGGCCAACCAUGUACAGCUGUUGUAUUUAAUCUGCGUCAUGGAGCAGAAUUCCUGGUUGGGCUGGAGGAUUGUUCUGUCAAGUGUUUUGAUGCUGACAAAGGCGAUUUGGUCGCUGAAAUGAAAGGUCACAAGUCACCAGUGCACAGAAUAUCAGUCAGUGUGUCUGGUAAUCUUGCCUUGACCACAUCUUCAGAAACCACACAUCUAUGGGACUUGAAUACAUUUCAGAAAAAACACAAACUAAACAUCAAAGAUGAUGUAGCACUUCUACAGACAUUCUUUCUUCCAAACAGCAAUAUUGUUUUGACAUGCUUUUGUGAUGACACCAUAUUUGCUUGGGACCUUGACUCCAUGGCCUGCAAGUACCAGCUACCUAUACCUACAGAGACAAGACCUCAGUACCGUGCAUUUGCAGUCUCACUAGAUUCUCAUCAUCUGGUAGCUGCAGGCAAAUCAAGACUGUUACAUCUUUGGCACCUGGAUACACAGAGAUUGAUCCGGGCUAUAGAAAUGCCAACACAUGUUAAGACUGUCAAGCAAGUUGAGUUUGUCCCCUACAUUUCUUCUCAAGGUAUUGACCAGAUGUUGGCAGUGCUCUCACAAGAUGGGGUGCUGCAGUUUAUCCAUACAGACAGCUGCAAGUUGUUGUUUGAUAUAGGGAAUGUAGAGUUGAAAGUCCUCUUUGUGACCAUUGACUCACUUGGUCAGUAUGCAGUUACAGUAAUGGACGAUGGGAAACUACACAUAUAUAGUAUUGCUGCACUGCUAGCAGAACACAAUAAGCUACCUGCCCCCACUCUCAUGAAAGUGAUACCCAGGAGUAAAGCUUCAGAUGCCAUGAGAACUGGGAAUAAAACAAAAAGAGCCAAAUCUGUACAGAAGUUGUCAAGGCCGGAAAUUACAGAACCUUAUAUAAAGAAUGAUUAUGUUGACAUAAAGAAUGUGUGCCUUGAAGGAUUGAACAAAGACAGAUUGCUAACCAUCCUCAAAGGAUAUGGAGAAUACCCUGCAAAAUACAGGACCUUUAUCUGGCAGAAGAUUUUACAACUGCCAGACAAUUUCACAGCUUAUGCAGCCUUGGUUGACAAGGGUGUCCAUCCUGCCUAUAGAAAACUGCAUGAAGUGUAUCCCAUCAAGAGCCAGAAGCUGUUUAGAGUACUACAAAGAAUUUUGUCAGCCCUGGCCUACUGGUCACCAGUGUUUGGAGAAGCCCAGUAUCUGCCCUCAUUCGCCUUUCCCUUUGUUAGAUUAUACCAGAACAACCAUUUGACCUGCUUCGAACUCCUUGCAACAGUCAUAGUUAAUUGGAGCCAGCACUGGUUUGAGUAUUUCCCCAAUCCUCCCAUUAACAUCCUUGGCAUGAUUGAAAAUUUGCUGGCUCAGCAUGACCUGCCUUUGCUUCAUCAUUUUAUGAAAUACAACAUCACCUCACAGAUCUAUGCCUGGCCAUUACUUGAGACUGCCUUCUCUGAGGUUCUCACACAAGACGAAUGGCUGAUCAUGUGGGACAAUAUUCUCAGUAACCAGCCAGCUUUCCUCCUCAUCAUUGUUGUGGCCUACAACAUUUGUGCUCAUGGGUCACUGAUCAAGUGUACUCAAGUGGAGGAUUUCCAGUUCUUCUAUCAUCAUCAAAAUGCACUCAGUAUCAGACAAAUACUGACCAAAGCUUACAGUCUCAUGGAAACAUCACCAGUGGAAAAACUGAACACUUUUGAGCCUCUCACCAAGGGAAAUUAUCCUGUCUUUAAUAAGUAUCCAAAGUCUAUUGUAGACUACCAGGUUCAAGAACGAGAAAGGAUUCGUCAAGAGGAACUGGAGUUUUUAAGGCAAAGGAAUAUAGCUCUUGAUGUAGAGAAGAUGACUCUGGAAAGACAUGGAAAAGAAGAUCAGUGGUACAGACAAAAUAAUGUUUUGAUUGAAGCAGAAGACAGGAGAAAGAGAAUGAUUCAGGAGGAGGAAGCCAAAUUGGCAGAACAAAGGCAACGUCUUCUGGCACUGAACCGUGAGGUAAAAAUGAAAGAGCUUGCCCUGCUAGAAGCAAGCAGGCUCAAAUGUCUUCAGUAUCAGAAGGAGCAGAGAGAAAUGGAGCUCAGGCGUCUCGAUGAUCAGCUUCAGAAAACAGCCUUGCAGUUAGACCAAGAAACAGAUGCAGCCAUUGAAAAUGCAGAGUUCAGCAAUAUUAGGCUUCAGUUUGAGAAAAAUUUACUUGAGCAGAAAAUGGCAGGUUCUACUACAGUAAAGACAGUAAUAAAAGACCUAGAAGAUAUAGAUUUUCAGUCAAUACCCACAAGUGAGGAAGUAUCAUUUGAGAGGGAGAGGUAUACCACAGAUAAUAAAGACAUAUUAUUGUUGCAUGAAGUGAGAUUACUUCGACAAAAACUGGCCACAGAGAGCAGGGCCAAGCGACAAGCACUUCCUGUUGCCUUUGAAACUGAUUGA